This is a messenger RNA of Paramecium primaurelia, 8330 nucleotides long. The record is from the annotation of a GenBank genome assembly. Lineage: Eukaryota; Ciliophora; Oligohymenophorea; Peniculida; Parameciidae.
AUGGUAAAUACAUAUUCUUAUCAUUUUAUAGCCACAACCACUAGUUUGGGUAUAAGUGAAGCAAUCUGGAUAAAUUCCAACACCUAGAUCAGGUCAUACAUUUGUAACUGUUGGAAGAACUCAUAUCCUUUUUGGAGGAUUAGAUAGUGAAAAAAAACCAGAUGCCGAAAAGAAAAAUACUAAGAUUGCACCGAAUAAUUAAGGUACAUAUUGUCAUUAACAUAUAAGUUUAUUCAUUAAGAGUAGCACCAAAUGUUUGUGAAUGGAAGUUAGUAUAAUGUAUUGGGGAUCCACCAUUACCUAGAACCAAUCAUGCUGCAUGUGCUAUUGGACCAGAUAAAAUGCUUAUUUUUGGUGGAUUUUACACAUCAAAUCUCCGUUUUAAUGACACUUUCAUCUUAAGAACAACUAAUUUUUAAUGGGCACAACCACCCAAUUAAAAAGUAACUGGGGAACCUAAAAAUGCUGAAUCUAAGAUUGGAGCACCAGAACCUAGAGGAAAUCAUUCAGCUACCUUUCAUAAAAAUAAAGUUUAUGUUUUUGGAGGACAUGGAGGAGUUGGAUAUGCUACUAAAUCUUUCAAUGAUUUAUAUGUUUUAGAUUGUGAAAGUUUCGAAUGGUCUUAAUUAGAGCCAACUGGAACACCACCUGAUCCUAGAGGAGGACAUAAUUCAUAAAUUAUGGGAUUAAAUGAUUUGUUAAUGAUUUUUGGCGGAUGGAAUCAAAUAUCAUAAUUUUAAAAUAUCAUUAUAUAUGAUAUUAAUAACAAUAGUUGGGUAGAUCCAGAAAUCUCGCAUGAAAUACCUAAAUGGAAUAUGGCUGGAAUCAUGGUACCAUCUAUUCCAUCAUGGAAAUAUUUCAUUUUUGGUGGAUAAGUAGGAAAUUUUGAAGAAGGUGGUAACAGAACAGCAAGUAGAUUAGUAGAUGAUACUUUUGUUUUAGAUGUAGAUGCUAAGAAAUGGUCACCUGUUUAAUUGGAAGAAGAUAAACCAGUCAAACCUAAAACUAGAGAAUCUACAACUUUAAUUUAUGAUUCAUCAGACUCUAGGAUUAUGAUGUUUGGUGGUUGGUCAAAUGCAUGGAUGAAUGAUAUGUAUGCAUUAAAUGUAUCAUCAAUUGUUGGACCUCCUUAUGCUAUUUAUUCAAUUAAACCAUGUUUAGGUCCAUUAACAGGAAAAACAAAAGUGUCUAUAGCAGGAGAUGGCUUUAAGGAUUCACAGAAUAUUGUUAUAAGAUUCUUUUCAGGAAAAGCUUAAGAAGAUGUUCCAGGAGUUUUUGUUAGUCCUACUGAAAUAACAUGUGAAACACCUUCAUAUGAAAAACAUGGAGCUAGAAAAGCUGAAGUUAAAGUCAGUAUGGAUAAAUAAGAUUUUACUAUUAUGAGUCAAUUUUAUUCAUAUUUCUUAAAUUCAAAAGCUGAAAAGACAUUAAUGUUUGGACCAGGAGUAUUGAGAGAAAAUGCAAUAAAAAUUGAUACUAUGUUUUAUAUUCAAACAAGAAAUUUGAAUAAUUAGAAUAGAGAAAGUGGUGCUGAUGAAUUUUAAAUAGAAAUUACUAGACCUGAUAUAUUAGCAGAAUUAGAAGAGGAAAGAUAAAGAGAAGCCAUUAGAUUAUAAUAAUUAGAAUAAAUGGAUCCUGAGGAGAGAGAAAGAAUAGAAUAGGAAUCACAUAAAAAAAGAAUUGUUAAGAGAAAGAAAGUUAAAAUACCAUAAGAAGGAGAAGAAUAAGGUGAAAAUUAAGAAUCUGAAUAUGAAGAAGUUGAAGAAGAUGUACCUUAAGAAAAAACAAGAUUAUAAUUGUUAGAAGAAAAAGCUAAUAUUAAAUAUACUAUUCAUGAUAAUGAUGAUGGAUCUUAUGCUGUUAAAUAUUAAAUUGAAGAACCAUGUGAAGUUAUUGUUAAUGUUAAAUUAAAGAAUGAAAGAGGUGAAUAUAAUGAAAUUAGAGGUUCUCCUAAAAAAGCAUAAUUUGUAGAUGGUGUUGGACCUAAAAAUAAUUAAUACACAGGUUAAUAAUUAGUUAAUUAUGUUACUAAUAAAAAUGAAGAAAUUAAUAAAUUAAUUGAUACAUCAAGAGAUAAUAUUAAUAUUAAAGAUAAAAAUAUCUAAGAAGAUGUCAAUAGUUUAUUAGAAGUUAUGGAGAAUCUUAAAAAGAUUUCAGAUGAAAAAGAAAACAUUCUUUUAUUAUUAGAUGAAAAUGAAUAAAUAUUAAGAACCUUAGAAAAACAUGAUAUGAAAAAAGAAACAGAAAUUAAAAAAGUGAAUAAAAUGUAAGAAGAAUGGAAAAAUUUGUUGAAGAUUUCAUAAACUGUUGAAAAAGACAUAAGUGGUCCAGUUAAAUAAGAAGCUGAUAAGACAAAAGAAAAGAUUAAGAAAUUUGAAGAAUAAUUAAAGGAAUAUUUACAAGGUCUUAAAAAAGAAACAUUUUAUUAAUAUAAAACUGGUAUUAAGGACUCAUAAGAAAGAUUUGCUGAAGUAUAAGCAUAAAUAGAUAAAUUUACAAAAACACUUUAAAAUUAUGAAUAUUAUUCAAGAAUGUUCAAUUUUCCAGAUGAAGUUGUUGGCUGUUAAAAAAAUUUAGAUGCUAUCAAAUAAGAAGUAGCUGCUGUUCAAUUAUUAUGGGAACAUAUUAAAAAAUGUGAAUAAAAAUUCUCAGAUUAUAAGAGAUAUAAAUGGGCAACAAUUGAUCCAAAUGAAAUGGAAGAUGAAGUGAAAAAGCUUCGUAAAUUCUUAAUUGAUAUGAAGGGUAUUGAUAAAAGAUCAAAUGUAUUCACUGGUAUAAAUGAAGAUUUACGUAAAUGGGGUACAUUCAUACCAUUAUUAACUGAAUUGAAAGAUCCAGCUAUGAACACAAGUGAUAGUAGACAUUGGAAAGAAGUUAAAGUUGUUGUAAACCAAGAUUUUGCUAUUGGAGAUGAUAUGGAAUUAGAUGUUAUUUGGAAUCUUAAACUUUUUGAUUAUAGAGAAAAAAUUGAAGAUAUCUCUGAAUAAGCUAAAUAAGAAUUAAAAAUGGAGAAAGGUAUAAUCAAAGUAGAUACAUUCUGGAAGGAUGUAUAAUUUGAAUUAUUGAAACAUAAGGAUACUGAUGUCAGAACAUUAAAAAUGUUAGAUGAACAUUUUGAAACAUUAGAAGAACAUUAAUUAUAGGUUAAUAAUAUGUUAUUGAGUAAAUAUGUGAAAUUCUUUGAGAAAGAUGUUGAAAAAUGGAAAUAAGAUUUAGGAGCUAUUUAUGAUGUUAUAUAAUUAUUAUCAGAAGUACAAAAAACAUGGUCAUUUUUAGAAAAUUUAUUUAUUUAAUCAGAAGAAGUUAAGAAAGAAUUACCAAAAGAAUCAGAAUAAUUUGUUGGAAUAGAUAAAAGUAUGAAAGAAAUUAUGGAAUCUGGUUGUUAGAUUAAGAUAAUUUUAAAGUUCUGUACAUAACCAAAUAUGUUAAAAUCAUUAGAAAAGAUCUAAGCUGAUUUGAAAGUUUGUGAAAAAGCAUUGAAUGAAUUUUUGGAUUCUAAAAGAAGAGCAUUCCCAAGAUUUUAUUUCGUUAGUGUUAAUGAUUUAUUAGAUAUCCUUUCUAAUGGUAAUUCACCUGCAAAAAUUAAUAGACAUAUGUCAAAGAUAUUUUAAGCUAUUGAUAAAUUAGAAUUAUAAGAAAAAGAUAAUGAAAGACCAUUUGCUAAAAAGAUGAUUACAUGUGUUGGACAAGAAGAAGUUGUUCUAGUUUAACCUUUAUAAUUGUUAAAUAAAGUUGAAACUUAUUUAUAAGCUAUGAUUGAUUCUAUGAUUGAUACUCUUAGAGAAUUAGCUAAGAAAUCAUUUGGUUGUUAUGAUGCUAAAACAUGUUAAUUAUAAAUGGAUAGAAAAACAUGGAUAGAUUAGGAUCCAGCUUAAAUUGCAUUAUUAGUCAAUAAUAUUAUGUGGUCAGUUCAAGUAGAAGAAGCAUUUGCAAAAAUAGCAAAUGGAGAUAUGAAUGCACUUAAAGAUUAUUAUAAGAAAAGUGUUGAUGCUCUUACUGAAUUAAUUAGAUUUGUUAGAGGUGAUUUAACUAAAUCUUUAAGAUAAAAAUUAAUGUGUUUGAUUACUAUGGAUGCUCAUUCUAGAGAUACUAUUGGAAAAUUGAUUGAUGAACAUGUUCGUAAACCAGAUGAAUUUUAAUGGUAAUCUUAAUUAAAAUUCUAUUGGGUUGAUAAUGAUGCUCUUAUUAGAAUUGCUGAUGCAUCUUUUAAUUAUUCAUAUGAAUAUUUGGGUAAUGGUCCAAGAUUGGUUAUUACUCCAUUAACAGAUCGUAUUUACGUCACAGCCACAUAAGCAUUACAUUUAAAGAUGGGUUGUGCACCUGCUGGUCCUGCAGGAACAGGUAAAACUGAAUCCACUAAAGAUUUAGCUAAUGCAUUAGCUAAAGCAUGUUAUGUGUUUAAUUGCAGUUCAGAAAUGAAUUAUGAAUCUAUGGGUAAUAUCUAUAAAGGACUUGCUAGUUCUGGAUGUUGGGGUUGUUUUGAUGAAUUUAAUCGUUUAUUACCAGAAGUCUUAUCAGUUUGUUCAGUCUAAUUUAAGGCAGUCACAGAUGCUAUCAAAUAAUAAAAAAAGACAUUUUUAUUCCCAGGAGGAGGUGAAAUUUCAUUAGAUCCAACUUGUGGUGUGUUUAUUACAAUGAAUCCAGGAUAUUUAGGAAGAGCAGAAUUACCAGAAGGAUUAAAAGCAUUGUUUAGACCAAUUACAGUGGUUGUACCAGAUUUAGAAUUGAUUUGUGAAAAUAUGUUGAUGGCUGAAGGAUUUGAAGAAGCUAAGACAUUAGCACAUAAAUUUGUUACAUUAUAUAUGUUAUGUAGAGAUUUAUUAUCAAAAUAAUUACAUUAUGAUUGGGGACUUAGAGCUAUUAAAUCAGUGUUAGUGGUAGCUGGUGGUUUCAAGAGAGCUGAACCAAAUAUUGCUGAAUAGGCUUUAUUGAUGAGAGCAUUAAGAGAUUUCAAUAUACCAAAGAUUGCAUUUUAAGAUUUAGAUGUUUUCUCAGGAUUAUUAUCAGAUUUAUUCCCAAAUAUUAAUAUUCCAAGAAAAAGAGAUAUGGCAUUUGAAGGAAUUAUUGAAUAAGUUACAGCUGAAAAUAGAUUAGAUCCAGAUCCUGAUUAUAUUUUGAAGAUUGUUUAAGCAUCAGAAUUAUUGGAAAUUAGACAUUGUAUUUUCGUUAUGGGUCCACCAGGAGCUGGUAAAUCAACUACAUGGAAAAUGUUGGCUAAAGCUUAAGAUAAGGCUGGUAAGAAGACAACUGUGGUUGAUUUAGAUCCAAAAGUUGUUAGUACAAGGGAUUUAUAUGGUUAUAAUUUACCAACAAAAGAAUGGAAAGAUGGUUUAGUUUCAAAAGUUAUGAGAUCUUUAAGUGAAAUAUAAGAUAUAAAUCCAAAAUGGAUAUUACUUGAUGGAGAUUUAGAUGCAAAUUGGAUUGAAUCAAUGAAUUCUGUUAUGGAUGAUAAUAAGAUAUUAACAUUAGCAAAUAAUGAAAGAAUUCCAUUAAAACCACAUAUGAGAAUGCUUUUUGAAAUUAGAGAUCUUCGUUUUGCAACUCCUGCUACAGUAUCUAGAGCUGGUAUUUUAUAUAUUUCAGAUGAUAAGGGAUAUUAAUGGAGAGCAUAUGUGAAAUCAUGGGUUAAGAAUAACUUUAAUGAUGAUAAAUUUAAAUAAGAUUUAUAAAAGUUAUUUGAUAGAUAUAUUGAAGGUACUUUAUUAUUUUUGAAGAAACAUUGUAAAACUUUAAUUCCAGUUAAUCCAAUAUCAAUGAUUAUUUCUUUAUGCAAAGCUUUAUUGCCAUUAUUAUAAGGAGAAGUAAAGAAUAUGGAAUAUCAUUUUGUAUAUUGUUGUGUUUGGGCUAUUGGAGGUGUUUUAUCUGAAAAAGACUCUAUUGAUUAUCGUAAAGAUUUUUCAAAUUGGUGGAAAGGAGAAUGGAAAACAUCAGUCAAAUUCCCUAGUAAGGGUACAGUUUUUGAUUACUUUGUUGAAUAAAAUACAGAGAAUGUUAAAUUUGAUGAAUGGGCUAAGAGAUUAACAAAUAUAGAUUUUGAUCCUUAAGUAAUGGUUAUGGGUAAUAUCACAGUUCCAACAAAAGAAACUUUGGCUACAAGUGAAUUAGUUAAAUAAUUUAUUUAUGUUUAACAACCAGUAUUAAUGAUUGGUUAAUCCGGUUGUGGUAAAACUUAAUUGGCUAAGGGUAUAUUGAGAGAUAUUGUAAAAGCUCAACCAGAUAAUUUUACUUAUUAAUUGAUCAAUUUUAAUUAUUAUACAGAUUCAACAUAUUUGUAGGCUCAAUUAGAAUAAUAAUUGGAGAAGAAAGCAGGUAGAUAAUUUGGACCAUAAGGUAAAGGUAAAUUAAUAUAUUUCAUUGAUGAUUUGAAUAUGCCUUAAUUAGAUCCAUAUGAUACUUAAACAGCUAUUGCAUUAUUAAGAUAACAUGCAGAUUAUGGUCAUUGGUAUGAUUUAGGUAAAUUGAGUUUGAAAGAUAUUAUCAAUACUUAAACUAUAGCAGCAAUGAAUCCAUCAGCUGGUUCAUUCUUUGUUAAUCCAAGAUAUUAAAGACAUUUUUGGACUGUUUCAAUUCCUAUUCCUGAUAAUGAAAGUUUGUUCUUAAUUUAUAAUACAUUCUUAUCAGGACAUCUUAAGAGAUUUAAACCAGCUGUUUCUGAAAAUGGACCUGCUAUUAUUAAAGCUGCUUUAUAAUUACAUACUAGUGUCAUUUAGAAUUUCAGAAAAACAGCCAUAAAUUUCCAUUAUGAAUUCAAUCUUAGACAUAUUUCAAAUGUUAUUUAAGGAUUAUUAUUAGCAGAUCCUGCUAAAUUUAUUGAUUCAGAUAAAUUAAUUAGAUUAUGGGUUCAUGAAUCUGAAAGAACAUAUGGUGAUAGAUUAGUAUCAAUGGAUAAUCUUAAUACAUAUAAAGCAUUAAUGUUUGAUUUGUUAAAGAAAUAAUUCACCAAAUUUAAUUUCAGUAGAUUCUUUGCAAAAGAUAAUCCUGAAAAUUUAAUCUUCUGUAACUUCUUAGCUGGUAUAGGAGGAGAUAGAUUUUAUGAUUAAAUGCCAAAUGAUAAAUUAGAACCAGUAAUUACUGAAGCAUUAAAAGAAUAUAAUGAUAACUUUGCUUAUAUGGGAUUAGUAUUGUUUGAAGAUGCACUUAAACAUGUAUGCAGAAUCACAAGAAUAGUUUUACCACCAGGUGGACAUUCAUUAUUAGUAGGAGUAGGAGGUAGUGGUAAAUAAUCAUUAACUAAAUUGGCUGCAUUUAUCAUGACAUAUACUCUAUUCAUGAUUACUAUAUCAAGCAAUUAUGGUAUGAAUGAUUUAAGAGGUGAUUUGUAAUUACUUUACUAAAAAUCAGGUGUUAGGGAUGAAGCUAUUAUGUUCUUAUUCAAUGAAGGUCAGAUCACAAGUGAAAGAUUCUUAACUUAUAUCAAUGAUUUAUUAUCUUCAGGUGAAGUAGCAGAACUUUAUAAUUCAGAUGAAAAAGAAGUUUUGAUUAAUCAAAUUAGACCUAAAGUUAAAGCUGAUGGUAGACCAGAUACAAGAGAUUCAUGUUGGGGAUGGUUUAUUGAUAAAGUAAGAUAAAAUUUACAUAUGACUUUGUGUUUCUCACCAGUAGGUGAAUCAUUACGUAAAAGAGCUCGUUAAUUCCCUGCUCUUGUCAAUUCUACUGUUAUUGAUUGGUUCUAACCAUGGCCUUAAGAUGCACUCUAUAAUGUUGCUUAAUAAUUCUUAAAAGAUAUUGAUGUACCUACAGAUUAAGUUAGAGAAGCUAUUGUUAAAUUUAUGCCAUUCUCAUUCAAAUUAGUUAAUGAUUUAUCAGUUAAAUUGUUAGAAUAAGAAAGAAGAUAUGUUUAUACUACACCUAAAUCAUUCUUAGAAUUAAUUAAAUUAUAUAUAUUUAUGUUGAAGACAAAGAAAGGAAUGCUUGAAAAGAAUAAGGAAAGAUAUGAAAAUGGUCUUAUUAAAUUAAGAUCUACUUAAGAUUUAGUGGCUGAAAUUGAAGUUCAAGUUAAGGAAAAACAAUAAGAAGCUGAAUAAAUUAAAAAUGAAGCUAAUUAAGUGGCUGAAGUAGUUGGUAAAGAAAAGGCUAAGGCUGAAAUAGAAAAUGCAAAAGCUGCAGAUGAAGAAGCUAAAUGUUCAACUAUUAAAUAAGAUGUUGAAUAGAAAAAGACAUCUACUUAAGCUGAUUUAGAUGCUGCUAUUCCUUUAGUAGAAUAAGCCAAAGCUGCCUUGAAUGGUUUGAGUGAAAAAGAUUUCUAAGUUGCUAAAAACUUUGCUACUCCACCUUCUGGUGUACCUGAUGUAUUCUCAGCAACCAUUUUCUUAUUAGCUGGNGAUUUCUGA